Molecule: messenger RNA, 963 nt
Organism: Onychomys torridus (southern grasshopper mouse)
Lineage: Eukaryota; Metazoa; Chordata; Mammalia; Rodentia; Cricetidae
Product: olfactory receptor 13C8-like
Exons: 1
Coding region: 1-963 (320 amino acids)
Biological process (GO): G protein-coupled receptor signaling pathway
Cellular component (GO): membrane
Molecular function (GO): olfactory receptor activity; G protein-coupled receptor activity
Source: RefSeq, a predicted model, not a curated record
AUGGAGAGAGCCAAUGAUUCCAUGUUGACAGAAUUUAUCUUGGUGGGGCUUUCUGACCACCCAAAGCUCCAGAAAGUUUUAUUUGUGCUAGUUUUGUGCGUGUAUCUGAUAAUCCUGCUUGGAAAUGGAGUCCUUAUCUCAGUAGUUAUCUAUGAUGUGCACCUGCAUACCCCCAUGUAUUUCUUCCUCUGUAACCUUUCCUUCCUGGAUAUCUGCUAUACAAGCUCUUCUGUCCCACUAAUUCUUGGUAGUUUUCUGACAGGAAGGAAGAGAAUUUCUUUUCCUGAGUGCAUGGUACAAAUGUUCCUUUCCUUUGCCAUGGGUGCCACCGAAUGUGUGCUUCUAGGCACAAUGGCACUUGACCGCUUUCUCGCCAUCUGUUACCCACUGAGAUACCCUGUCAUCAUGAGCAAGGGUAUUUAUGUGCCCAUGGCGGUUGGAUGCUGGGUUGCUGGGCUUGUUGACUCAUUGGUGCAGACAUCUCUUGCAUUGCAAUUACCAUUCUGUACUAAUAAUGUCAUUCACCACUUUGUCUGUGAAAUGCUAGCCAUUCUGAAACUGGCUUGUGCAGAUAUUUCCAUCAAUGUGAUUAGCAUGGCAGGGUCAAAUUUGUUUUUUCUAGCUGUUCCAUUGUUAGUCAUUGCUAUCUCUUACGUUUUCAUCGUUGCCACUAUUCUGAGGAUCCCUUCCACUGAAGGAAAACAGAAGGCCUUCUCCACAUGCUCUGCCCAUCUGACAGUGGUGAUUCUAUUCUAUGGAACCAUCUUCUUCAUGUACGCAAAACCCAAGUCUAAAGUCACUGCUGGGACAGGGCAUCAAAGCGUGAUUGAGGCCCUCAUCUCCCUCUUCUAUGGGGUGAUGACCCCCAUGCUCAAUCCUCUCAUCUACAGUCUGAGGAACAAGGAUGUGAAGGCUGCUGUGAGGAACAUGCUGGGAGGAGAACUUCUGAUAAAACAGAAAUGA